Molecule: messenger RNA, 4146 nt
Organism: Arvicanthis niloticus (Nile rat)
Lineage: Eukaryota; Metazoa; Chordata; Mammalia; Rodentia; Muridae
Gene: Zfp37
Product: ZFP37 zinc finger protein
Biological process (GO): regulation of transcription by RNA polymerase II
Cellular component (GO): nucleus
Molecular function (GO): DNA-binding transcription activator activity, RNA polymerase II-specific; RNA polymerase II cis-regulatory region sequence-specific DNA binding
Source: RefSeq, a predicted model, not a curated record
AAUCUAAAGAAUUCAUCCAGUGUCUCAACGAUAAAUGUCUUCUCUCUGUAAGUCAAUAUUACUCUAGACAGGCUUUUCUUGUUUCUUUCACUGUAGGAUUCCACAUUCUGCCUCCCGGGUUUCCCUGGCAACUGCAAUUGGAAAACCCUUUGGAAAAGCAAUUCCAAGUUCUGUAACAGAACUCCCGAGGUGAGGCCUCCCUGAGCCUCCGGGGUUUCGAUUCUGGGGUGCGUGUCUUGCACUUCCUGCCUCGGACACAUCGCAGCUCCGGGGGAACCGGGACUAAUCAGUCGCCAGCCCUGCCUGCACGGUGAUCCCAGAGGCGCCCGCGCCUCCGCUGUACGGCGGGGUCCAUGCCAAGAUGGCCGCGCCCACAAGCAAUCUCCGCAGGGCUCCGCCAUCGAAGCCCCGGGACCCUCUGAAGCGGUGUCCGGGGUGGCCGCCAUAUCGGCCUCUGGCUCCAUCAAGGACCUGACAAAGCCAGAGGCGGUGGGCCGGAGGAGUGCGGACAAAGAAUUUAUAAAGGAGGAGUCCGAAGGAGAUGGCUACACCAGAGUCUGCGGACAGCGAUGCGGAAUGGGAGCAGCUGGAACCUGGACAGAGAAACUUGUACAAAGGCACGAAGCUGGAGAACUGCAGCCACCCAGCCUCGAUGGGAAAUCAAGAUCCCAAACAAGGCAUAGUCUCCAGGUUGGAAGGAGAAGAAAAACCAUCAUCGGGAAAGGUGAAAAAAACCAGCCCGAGUAGUCUGAACAAAAUAGCAAGGCCCAAGAAAACAGGAGGCAGUGCAAAAGUCCAACAAGAUGACGAGCAGAGGGAGGAAAAGCAGAAAUCCCAAAGCAAACUCACUAAGGAAGCAACAUUCAGGAAGAAAAGUUCAAACAGUAAGAAAAGCAGUGAGUGUGCUUUGCUGGAGAAAAAAAGUAUCCAUUCAAAACACAUUCCUUCUGAAAAAAGAUUGGUUAAAUCCGGUUCGCAUGGGAAGAACUUGAAUCAGAAUUUAGACUUACCUGAUCAGAUUAAAAACUCAAUGAAAAAGAAACCUGAUACAGCUAACGAACACAGGAAAUCACUCAGCCAUUCUGCAUCUGACGUGAACAAAGAUGAAAUUUCAACUAGAAAGAAAUGUGACAAAUUACCCAACAAUAAGUUGUCUGGUAAAGGUGACAAAAACCAAACCGGCAAGAACUGUGAGAAAGUAUGCCGUCAUAGUGCGUCCCAUACCAAGGAAGACAAAAUUCAGACUGGGGAGAAAUGGAAAUCACCCCGCCGUAGUCCAUGUAAACCUGACAAAGUCCCAGGCUCUGGGAAACCUUAUGAAUGUAAUCAUUGUGGGAAGGUCCUCAGCCAUAAACAGGGACUCCUUGACCAUCAAAGAACUCACACCGGGGAGAAACCAUAUGAGUGUAACGAGUGUGGGAUAGCUUUCAGCCAAAAGUCCCAUCUUGUUGUACAUCAGAGAACUCACACUGGGGAGAAACCAUACGAGUGUGAGCAGUGUGGCAAAGCGCAUGGUCAUAAACACGCCCUCACUGACCACCUAAGAAUCCACACUGGAGAAAAGCCCUACAAAUGUAAUGAAUGUGGCAAAACCUUUAGACACAGCUCAAACCUUAUGCAACACAUAAGAUCUCACACGGGCGAGAAGCCGUAUGAGUGUAAGGAAUGUGGUAAAUCCUUUAGAUAUAACUCAUCUCUUACUGAACAUGUGAGAACGCACACAGGUGAAAUACCAUAUGAAUGUAAUGAAUGUGGCAAAGCUUUUAAGUAUGGCUCAUCCCUGACUAAACACAUGCGAAUUCAUACAGGGGAGAAACCAUUUGAAUGUAAUGAAUGUGGGAAAACUUUUAGCAAAAAGUCACACCUAGUUAUACAUCAAAGAACUCACACAAAGGAGAAACCUUAUAAGUGCGAUGAGUGCGGGAAAGCCUUUGGACAUAGCUCAUCUCUUACCUACCAUAUGAGAACUCACACAGGUGAUUGCCCCUUUGAAUGUAAUCAAUGUGGUAAGGCCUUUAAGCAAAUUGAAGGCCUUACCCAACACCAGAGAGUUCAUACUGGGGAGAAACCCUAUGAGUGUGUUGAAUGUGGGAAAGCCUUUAGUCAGAAGGCACACCUCAUUGUACAUCAGAGAACUCAUACAGGGGAGAAACCCUUUGAAUGUUAUGAGUGUGGAAAAGCCUUCAAUGCAAAAUCACAACUUGUUAUCCAUCAGAGAUCCCACACUGGAGAGAAACCCUAUGAAUGUAUUGAAUGCGGUAAAGCCUUCAAACAAAAUGCUUCUCUUACCAAACAUAUGAAAAUUCACUCAGAAGAGCAAUCUCAGGAGGAAAAUUAAUGUAGGAAAUCUGAGAACUGACUGGCUCAGUAUUGUUUAACCUUAAAGAUGUUCUCAAUGUGAUGAUAUUAGAAAAUCUUUUUUAAAGAAAUCAUUCUUUGUGAUACAUGAGAGAAUUUGAAUAUGGAUCUUUACAUAAGAUGGUAAUAAAAUUUAAACUUGAUCCUAAACCUUUACAGAAAAUACUGUAAUUUUACACUUGUUAUAAAUUGUCUCCAUAUUUAGAUUAAAAUGUGGAUCUUUUAAAAUAGUCAAUAAGGAGAUGAGGAGAUGUAGUCAGUAAAAUGCUUGUUAAACAAGUAUAGAGAUCUGAACUCCAUCCCUGGGAUCUGUGUAAAAAACUAGAUGUGGUGGCAUGUUUUUGCAAUCUCACAAUUGGGAAAAUUGAGACAGGAGAGUCCCUGAGACCACCUGGCCAACCAGACUUGCUGAAUGUCACCAGAAAAAAAAAAAAAAAACAAACAACUGUUUUAAAAAUAGGGUACAGAGCUCCUGAGAAACAGUACCCAAGGUUGACACAUGUACAUACACACACAUUUGUGAAAAUGUUAACUAAUUAGAACAACGAACAGUAAUAUAUGACAAUAUAAGAACCUUUUAGAUGUAUGCCUAAGCACCACAAUUAUUUAAUUUUCAUUUUGCUUAUUGCAUACUUACUGCCUUGUGUAAAAUACAGGUGAGUGUGAGGUAUACUCUGGUAUUGUCUAGCUUUCUUUGUUAAUGUCUCUGUUAGCUUCUGAAUUAGUAGAAAACUUUGGGGAGUUGUUUUGUUUUCUUUGAGACAGCAUCUCACCAUGUAGUACUACUACUGGCUAGCCUGUAACUUGUUAUGUAGACCAGGCUAGCCUGUAACUUGUUAUGUAUACCAGGCUAGCCUGUAACUUGUUAUGUAUACCAGGCUAGCCUGAAACUUGUUAUGUAUACCAGGCUAGCCUGAAACUUGUUAUGUAUACCAGGCUAGCCUGUAACUUGUUAUGUAUACCAGGCUAGCCUGAAACUUGUUAUGUAUACCAGGCUAGCCUGAAACUUGUUAUGUAUACCAGGCUAGCCUGAAACUUGUUAUGUAUACCAGGCUGGCCUUGAACUUGUUAUGUAUACCAGGCUGGCCUUGAACUUGUUAUGUAUACCAGGCUGGCCUUGAACUCACAGAGAUGUGCCUGUCUCUGCCUCCCAAGUGCUAGAAUUAAAGGCUUCAAAAGAAAACUUUAAGAGGUUUUGUCUAGAUAUUGUUUAUAAAAGGUUAAUAAAAAAGUGGAAAACAGUUGAAAAUGUGUUGGUAGUGAAUGAUAUUUGUUAUAUUGUUAAGUACAGAAAAUAUAUUGUUGAACAGUGUAUAUAGUAUGUUCUCAUUGUAGACAAAGAGUGUGUAUGUGUGUCUGUCUUUUUAUGCCUCUGUGUACAUAUAUAUGUAUUUAUACACAAAAAUUUGUAUAUGAAUAGACUUUUUAAAAUCUAGAUGAAAAUUACUAGUGGCCACCACUGAACACAGGAGUGCAGCAUUGACAUUGACAUUUUUAUCAUGUAGAUAUGUGUCUUAUUCAAAUAUGUAUUAUAGUAAAAUACUUUUAUAUGCACUAGUUAACACAGUUUAAAAAUACAACUGAGUCUAUUCCACAGUGCAUUUGACAAAGUGACAUAAGAUUUCUAUGCUCAUUUAUGAAUGAAUUUGAAGUAUAUGGCAUUAAACCUUGAUAGUGAAUUCACAAAGAGUUUCCUAUAGAACACAGAUUUUGUUAACAUGACUCAUAACUGUAGCUACUUUAUUUCUCUUGUUUGCUAUUAAAAACUAAAAAUGAAUUGUGAUUGCA